AUGUAUGGAUUCUACUUUCUGUUCGCCUUGGUGAUUUAUUUCCUUGAGAUAGACGAUGGUGGAUGGUCAACAGAUAAGAAUUCUAUGAUAGCUAUGCCUGGGCCAUGUACAAUAGAUGUAAGAGAUGACAGCAUCACACAGAAAGAAUUCCUCCAAAGAUAUGCAUUUUCAAAACCUUUAGUCAUCAGAAGAAGAGGAAACAAAAAUUAUAAUUUUUUAAAAUCUUGUCGUAAGAAGAAAAUGCUUGAAAAGUAUGGAUCAAAGAAAAUACGUUUAAGUUCUGCAAAUACUCACUCGUAUGAAAAAGUUGAUGUAUCCUUACAGUAUUAUAUAGACAAUGUAUUGAAACCUCAAACACUACAGAUGUUAGGCAAUGAAACAUUUUACUGGUUUGGUGAUAAUAACUACACAGAGUGGAAGGAUUUGUUUGAACAAUACUCAGCACCUCCGUACCACCUACCUGAUAAGACGGGAAUAUACAGCUUCGGGCUCGCAGGUGCAGGAACUGGUGUACCAUUCCAUUUCCAUGGCCCUGGGUUUGGUGAGGUGAUUUAUGGUAGAAAGCGUUGGUUCUUGACACCACCAGAAGAAAAGCCAAAAUUUCACCCUAACAGAACAACAUUACAGUGGCUGAUAGAAGAUCUACCAAAACUCAGCCCUGAAGAUCAUCCGUUGGAAUGUACUAUUGGUCCAGGGGAGAUCAUCUACUUCCCCGACAGAUGGUGGCAUGGGACCUUGAAUAUUGACACCAGUGUUUUUAUCAGCACAUUCCUGGGUUAACAUACAGAUUCAAAUUUUUUUUUUACAAUUGUUUUACAUCCUUAUUUUAAUUUAAAAAAUAAAUAUUG
Molecule: messenger RNA, 848 nt
Organism: Ylistrum balloti
Lineage: Eukaryota; Metazoa; Mollusca; Bivalvia; Pectinida; Pectinidae
Product: jmjC domain-containing protein 8-like
Exons: 9
Coding region: 1-780 (259 amino acids)
Cellular component (GO): cytoplasm
Source: RefSeq, a predicted model, not a curated record